This is a messenger RNA of Brettanomyces nanus, 1125 nucleotides long. It is a transcript of the gene ARO2, whose product is annotated as bifunctional chorismate synthase/riboflavin reductase [NAD(P)H] aro2. Gene Ontology annotation, cellular component: cytosol. Gene Ontology annotation, biological process: aromatic amino acid biosynthetic process; chorismate biosynthetic process. Gene Ontology annotation, molecular function: FMN binding; chorismate synthase activity. The record is from RefSeq and is a predicted model, not a curated record. The coding region runs from base 1 to 1125 and encodes 374 amino acids. The transcript has a single exon. Lineage: Eukaryota; Fungi; Ascomycota; Pichiomycetes; Pichiales; Pichiaceae.
AUGUCAACUUUUGGUACUCUGUUCAAGGUGACCACAUAUGGUGAGUCCCACUGCAAAUCUGUGGGUUGUAUAGUUGAUGGGGUGCCUCCCAAUAUGUCUCUUUCUGAGGAUGAUAUCCAAUCUCAACUCUCUAGAAGAAGACCGGGCCAAUCAAAACUUACGACGCAGAGAAAUGAAAAAGAUCGUGUUCAAAUUCAAUCCGGUACGGAAUUUGGAAAAACCCUUGGAACUCCUAUAGGAAUGAUUGUCCUCAACCAGGAUCAACACCCUAAAGAUUACAGCGAGAUGGACAAUUAUCCAAGACCUUCUCAUGCAGAUUACACAUAUAUAGAAAAAUAUGGUAUUAAGGCAUCCUCAGGUGGAGGUAGGGCCUCUGCAAGAGAGACAAUUGGUCGUGUGGCUGCCGGUGCAAUUGCCGAGAAGCUGCUUAAACAGGUCAACAACGUUGAAAUCGUUGCAUUCGUAUCCGGUGUUGGUAAAUGCCAGUUGGAUAGAUCCUCUCAAAACCCGGAAUUCAUGGAUUUGUUACAGAAUAUUACACGGGAUCAAGUUGAUGCUGGCGGUCCAAUUAGAUGUCCUAUUCCCGACAAGGCUAGCGAGAUGACUAAGAUAGUCGAACAUUAUAAGUCCCAGAACGAUUCUAUUGGAGGUAUAGUCACAUGCGUGGUGCGAAACGUUCCUGUUGGACUCGGCGAGCCAGCAUUUGACAAAUUAGAAGCAAUAUUGGCCCAUGCUAUGCUUUCCAUUCCUGCCACAAAAGGAUUCGAAAUUGGUUCCGGCUUUGCCGGCACCGUCAUUCCAGGCUCUGAGCAUAAUGACCCAUUCAUUAUGAAAGGAGGUCAUCUGGGAACCAAGACAAACAAUUCUGGUGGAACCCAAGGGGGUAUUUCUAACGGUGAAAACAUUUACUUCUCGGUGGCAUUCAAGUCUCCUGCUACCAUAUCUAAACCCCAAGACACUGCCACAUACGAUGGAGAAAAGGGCGUCUUGACUGCAAAAGGAAGACACGAUCCCAAUGUUGUUCCAAGAGCUAUUCCAAUUGUUGAGGCGAUGACUGCCCUAACUUUGGCUGACGCUUACCUUAUUCAGAAGUCUAGAGCGUCAACGUUCGGCGUAGUGCAUUGA